Molecule: messenger RNA, 2511 nt
Organism: Belonocnema kinseyi
Lineage: Eukaryota; Metazoa; Arthropoda; Insecta; Hymenoptera; Cynipidae
Exons: 3
Coding region: 401-1561 (386 amino acids)
Biological process (GO): positive regulation of transcription by RNA polymerase II
Cellular component (GO): RNA polymerase II transcription regulator complex
Molecular function (GO): RNA polymerase II transcription regulatory region sequence-specific DNA binding; protein dimerization activity; DNA-binding transcription factor activity, RNA polymerase II-specific
Source: RefSeq, a predicted model, not a curated record
AAUGCUGAAACCCAACCCAUCUAUCGGAUGUCCACGCUCAUUCUCAAUGUGGACGCCAUGCAGUGCGUAGCACGCGGCCCGAUUAACGCGAAUCCAAAUUGAGUGAUACUGGAAAGUUUUGAUAAAGUCGUCGAAAACCGGGAAUUUAGAGUGUUCAUAGUUGCGAAGUUGUGCUACCAGUUGGUUGUGUGAAAUUAGGACUAGUGUAGCCCAAGAGUCACUGUAGUCCAAAAACCACUAGGGUUUUCAGACUGGUGGUGCAAGUUGGUGAAGUGAUCCGGAAGAUGAGGCAAAUUCUUUGACCCGGAAAACUUCUGGAUUUGGUUCCUCGGUUUAUUUAUUCAGAUUCUCGAUUUCUAGAUCACUUCCUAAGUUUCAUUAUCAUUUCCCGAAAUCGAAAAUGACGACAAUGGGUGUUACAGUCUACUGCAACAGACUACAGAUGCCUGCGAAUGAUCGGGAUCAGCUCAUGCUCUUGCGAACCCUGCAGGACAAUGAGAGCAACAUCCUCGGGAACAGGUCGCAAAUGAUCGCGCCUAAGAGUGUCCUCGUGAAUAAUUCGGGUAUGCCAAUCAAUGGUGGUGUUGUGGUGAACAGUUUUAAUUCUAACAGUGGUGCUACGAGUGUUGUUCAGCAGCAAACGGCGAAUGUUUUGCCGCCUUACGACCCAACGAGGCUGAAGAAACACGGGAAGAAUGGUCAACCGCCACCAGUGGCAGUUGCGCGACGCAACGCCCGGGAGAGGAACAGGGUGAAGCAGGUGAAUAAUGGAUUCGCAACACUGAGGUCGCAUAUUCCAAGUCACGUUGCUGCUGGAUAUGGGGACAGGGGGAAAAAACUGUCCAAGGUGGAGACAUUGAGGAUGGCUGUUGAGUACAUCAGGGGACUCCAAAGAAUGUUGGCUGAAGCUGAUGGUUUGGAGUUUGACCCAAAUGCGGGAAUGGAACACGGGAUGAUUGCUAUGGCUCCAUCCCCAAACGGAAGUGUUCUUUCCUCUAGCACUCAUAAUGGGUCGGGAGAGAGACUUUGUUUGGAGGAUGAGACACAACAGGAGGAUGGAGAUUACCUUCUCGAUGAGGAGGAAGAUGAGGAUAGGGACAGACACGGAAGGACAUCCUUAGCUCUUAGAUUGUCACCAAACUUGAGAAGUUCAACAGUCAGAAGAAGAAGAGGUUCUCCCUGUGACUACUACCCAUCAGGUGGGGAUGAAGAGAACGUCGAACCAAAUGACUCGAGGGGUGGAUUUUCCCGUUUUUCUUCAGCAUCAUCACCUGUUGUCGUCAAGAACGAGUUUUGUCAGAAUGAAGAGAACGCCCAGAGGGCUGCUUUAUCGCCCUAUAGUGGAACAACAGAAAUUGGGUCGGAGGUACUUAUCCCGGAAGAAGGUGCAGCAACAGUUAUCUAUACCCCGAGUCCUGAACCCUUUUCGGGAGCUCUUUACUACAAACAUGAGGUAUCCGAGAAUGGAGAAUUUAUGGACGUCGUCAGCUGGUGGGAACAGGAACAGGGACGGUUGGUUCACCAUACCCAACCUCACGCUCAACGACUGACGCACGUCUAACCGCAUGAAUUGGAACUCAGGAGACAUUUCAAGAGAAGGAUUCGCUGGAAAGAGAAGAAAAUAAAUUAUGAAGGAACAAGGAUUAUUUUGAUCUGCAAUUUUAUAUUACCAGUAUUUCAAGUCUUCCGGAAGUGAAAGGAAAGACAGGACUGAAAUUUACAAUUUCUUAUUUAUUUAACUUUGUGAAAAAAAAUUCCAUUCACUCAGAUAAAAAUGCAAUAAACCUCUAUUUAUUAAAAUUUCAGUUCUUCAUUUUCUGAAACUUGGAAGACCUCGAAACCGCCCAAUCGAUAGUGAUUACUAAAUAUUAAGCAAAUUCAAAGUGUCUUUGAGUGCCUUAGAAAACUGGUUCUUGAGACCACAAUUUCCAGACUUUAGGAAAUAAUAUUUUGAAAUUUUUCCAAAGAUAUGUUUUUACUGUGUGAAAAUAAUAAUAAACUUUUGACAAGAUAUUUAUAAACUAGUCUAUUUUGAAAUGUUAAUUAGAGUGAAAGGGCAUUAUUCCAAAUUAGAAAUUAAUUUAAAUCCAGAAAUAAACUCUUUUCUGGAUAAAAAUCUAUAGUAUCGAAAUUUUUUAUUUAAACUAGAAAGUAUUUUUAUUAUAUUUUGGAAGGAAUGUUUUAAAGGAUUGCUCAAAGCAAAAUAUAUUUUAGAUCGGGGACUAACUCUUUUUUCUAUUUAUAUAAAAAAAUUCCAUAGAAUGAAGGACGAGCCUUUUUGGCAAAAUUUCAAGAAAAAAAUGUCUCAAAAUAUAAAUUCCAAGCUAAAAUAAUCUCCUGAAAAUAAAUUUCUCCGAAACUGAUAUUUUUCAAUCGCCUCAGUUUCAGAGAAAGCAAUAAAAUACUUAAGAAUUUUUGUAAAUACUGAUUUUUAAUUUAGGGAGAAACUCCCCCCUACAGUGGAUAAUGCAACCUAAAGUGAAUCAUUAUUAAUUACAAAAAAAAUGAAUU